UACCAAUUCCCGUCGGCUACGGUACGAAGCACCUCCGCUCUGGGCAAUCCCCAUCGACGACCUUCACCGGCCAAUGGCUGUGCGAUGGACACAGAUCAUUGCGUUUCAAUGCGGCCCUUCUCUCCGGUCUGUAAAUAUGCCCUCAUAGAUGGCAGUGGUCAGCAAAUUCCUGUCUGUACCAAUGUGGUCACCUUUGCCAGUCAUCCCGGUGACUUCCAAUUAACGGAGGGAGGCGGCACAACUCUUUGUAUUGCCCCCGACUACCAGCCCAUCCCCAUUAACUAUGUAAAUUUGCCCGUUACUGCAGAGACACCGUCUCCCACGUCCUUGGAACGUGUUGCUGUGGUGACAGCACCUGAUGUGCCCCCGGACAGCGAUAUAAUUGUCAACACACAGGUCACACACGUCUAG
Molecule: messenger RNA, 411 nt
Organism: Hydatigera taeniaeformis
Lineage: Eukaryota; Metazoa; Platyhelminthes; Cestoda; Cyclophyllidea; Taeniidae
Source: the annotation of a GenBank genome assembly